AUGUGGGCUGCGCAAUGCUGUGUCAGGACGGCCGGCUCCACCCCCAUACGUGGGGAAAGCGGUUUGCUGCUUCGGCCGGCCAAGACUGGCCUCAGGCCCGGUGUGAAGCCGACGAAAGAGGAGUCAAUCGGGAAAGUUAGUCGCUCCUCAUCUCCUCCAUACUCGGCCUGUCCUCCUUCCAUUCCCAUUUAUGCUCACUUUGAGAGUACUCCGAAAGGGCAGGCCUGCGCGUCUUGCCUGCAGGCGCAGCGUGCUCGUUACGCGAUGAUUAAAUUUCCCCCCGGGGAGCAAAAACAAGCACUUCUUACGUUGCACUGA
Messenger RNA from Protopolystoma xenopodis, 318 nucleotides. NCBI's taxonomy places the organism in Eukaryota, Metazoa, Platyhelminthes, Monogenea, Polystomatidea, Polystomatidae. The record is from the annotation of a GenBank genome assembly.